CUCCUGCACCGUCACAUAACACCGCUGGUCAGGACAGGAGACGGAGACCUCCUCGGCCUCUAUAUUUACAUGUCUAACCUGCGGUAACAAAUCCUUUCCCGUCCCUCCGAGAAGACCGAAACCAUCGCAGGAAGCCGACAGUUCAGAGGAGGGCCAAACAGUGAUGGCCUCCGUUAAAAAGGACAACAGGCUGACGAGCUCUCAAAGCUUUAUGUGCGUCGGUUUCGCCGGCUUUUUCAGUAAAACCGUCACGUCGCCUUUGGAGGUGGUUAAAAUCAAGAGUCAGGUGGGCACUUUUCACUGCAAGAGAGGUUUCUGGCAGAGUUUUCUUCUCAUCUACCACAAUGAGGGACUUCGAGGCUUUUGGAAAGGAAAUCUCGCCUCUUGUGUGCGGUUGUUCCCCUACACCGCAGUUCAUCUCACAACAUACAAAAAGAUAGUUCACCUCCACAUGGAUGAAGUGGGCUUCAUCUCUCAGUGGAGGGCCAUAUUGGCUGGUGGACUGGCCGGCGUUGCAGCCGCCCUGCUCACGUACCCUCUGGAGGUGGCAGAAACCAGGCUUAUCGCUCAGAACUGCAGAAAGCCCACGUACAUUGGUGUAGUUCACAGUCUCUCAAAGAUCUACAAGCAUGAAGGACUGCGUGCUCUCUACAGGGGCUUUUCCCUCACUUUGUUGGGUGCUUUCCCCUUUUCUAUCGGAUGCUAUGCGGUCCACAUGAACUUGGACAGGCUCUGGCAGGAGCCUCCUUUUCGCUUCACUCCCCUCCAGAACUUCAUUAAUGGCUGUCUGGCAGCAGGGGUGGCCCAAACCCUCUCCUACCCCUUUGAAACUGUAAAGCGGAAGAUGCAGGCGCAGAGUGCCCGUCUUCCCCAUUUUGGUGGAGUGGACGUCCAUUUUAGUGGAAUGAUUGACUGUUUCAUACAGGUUGUUCGACAUAAGGGCGUCCUCUCGCUGUGGAACGGCCUCACUGCCAGCACAAUAAAGAUUAUUCCCUACUUUGGCCUUCUUUUCACCUGCUUCGAGAUGUGCAAGCAGGUUUGCCUUUACCGCAACGGGUACAUCGUCUCACCCCUGAGCUACAAGCUCGCACCGGGGGUUGACCAGAGCCUCGGGCCGUAUGAGCUGGAAGAGGUGAAGCGCUACUUAAAAAACAGAAACUUUGGGUCAGGACAGUCGUCUUUUGGAAACCGCUGGUGAAAGGUCAUAUGGGAAGAUUGAAAAAAUAUUGACUGCUGACCUUACUUGACCAACAAAGUGAGUUAUUUUCUGGACUGAAGUACUUCAGAGGCCUGUGUCUGAAAUAAUUACAUAACAUUGUGUUUCAGGUUUUCAUAUGAGAUAUAAAGUUGCAUUUACAUUAUGUCCUGUCAAGGGCUACCUCUUACAGAGUAUUGUUAUUUUACAGUAUUAAUGGUUUAUGAAUUGUUCACUGACACAACAUGUCCUUUCAUGACUGUUUUUAACCAAAUAUUAUGUGCCUUGAGCUUUAGUUAUUUAUUUUGAGUCUUAUCUCAGUUAUUGUGUCAUUGACAUCAAAUAGUGCCAUAGUUUAUUCUCAUAGGUUGCACAUUCUCUUUUACUAUCCUCGCGUGAUAGAUUGUAUUUUUAAUGAACAAUGAAUGUGAAAUUUUGAUGUUUCAUACGUUUGAGUAGUUACGGACGAUCGUGUGCAAGUGCUAACAUGGACUGAAAUGUGCUCACAGCAUUAAAAUUUCACUGACAUGUA
Molecule: messenger RNA, 1727 nt
Organism: Chelmon rostratus (copperband butterflyfish)
Lineage: Eukaryota; Metazoa; Chordata; Actinopteri; Chaetodontiformes; Chaetodontidae
Product: solute carrier family 25 member 43-like
Exons: 5
Coding region: 164-1198 (344 amino acids)
Biological process (GO): transmembrane transport
Source: RefSeq, a predicted model, not a curated record